Messenger RNA from Argiope bruennichi, 2957 nucleotides. RefSeq names its product trichoplein keratin filament-binding protein-like. The transcript has 13 exons. Gene Ontology annotation, cellular component: keratin filament. The coding region runs from base 169 to 1590 and encodes 473 amino acids. Lineage: Eukaryota; Metazoa; Arthropoda; Arachnida; Araneae; Araneidae. Gene Ontology annotation, biological process: apoptotic process. The record is from RefSeq and is a predicted model, not a curated record.
AUUUGUUUUGCGUACAAAUUUUCGCGGGUGUAUAUUGAUCUAUCCUAUGAUAUGUAGUUUACAAUUCUAUGAAAUUCUAGAAUGCAUUAUUUUUUCAAAUGAGUAGAGAAAUUUUUGAGAAUGCAGUGUUUUUAAAAUUCUAAAUCAUCACCUUCUGUUUAAUACAAUAUGGCAUUAUCUUCUUAUUGGAUAUCACAGAACCGUAAGGAUUUGGCCGAACGAGCCAUUGUUUCUAAAAGAGAAAAAGAUGCUGUUAGAGCAUCGAAAUGUAUGGAAGUAGAUUCUUACCACAGGCAGUUGGCACUCAAAUCAGCUAAAUACAGAAGUCUUGAGGAAGUACAAGGUUUAAAAACAUCAAAAGCAAAUGAUGAAUCUCGUGUAAAAGAAAGCCAAAGAUUUGCUGAAAAGGAAAGGUUAGAAUACAGAAGGCAAAAGUUAGCUCAUAUAUUGGCCAUUGAAAAUGACCAAUACAUGAAAGAAUUGAAAGCUAUGCAAGAUGGUGAGCGAGAAAAGGAUCCAUGGAAUAUUGUUAAAUUGAAAGAACAAAUCGAAGAACUGCAAAGAAGGCGAAAGGAAGGGGAACAAAAUAUGCAGAAAAGAUACCAGCACCAUCUAUUUUCAUCUAGUAUAAAAGCUUCAAAAGAGAAAGAAGAAGAAGAGCUACAAAGAGAAAUCUCAGAGGCAUGGCAGCAACGGAAAGAAGAGCUAGAAAAGUUAAGCUUGGAAAAGCAACAAAAGGAAAAAGAGAAACUCCAGAAUCUAGAAUUAGAGGAAUUAAAAGCAAAACACGAAGCACGAGAGGUUGAAAUAUCACAAUUAGAAGAACAAGAAAAAUGGUCCAAACUUGUGGAAGAGAAAGUGAAUGAACUAAAUGCAGCAGACAAUGAAAUUCAAAAAUUAAAAGCCGAGAAACAGAUACUUAUUCAACACUUGGAAACAUUGCUUUCUUUGCAAAAGAGGCGAGAGGCUGUGCGUGAAUUGCAGAAAAAGACAUUUUAUAAAAUGCAAAAUAUGUGGCAACCAAAAGAGAAGUUAAGGAGAAUUUUAGUUGAAGUGCAGCAUAGUCUGGAUUUUGAUUAUAAGUUGCUUAUAACAAUGAGUGCCUUCAACAAAUCUGCCUUAGAAGAUACAGCUCUGGCAUUGCUGGAUUUAGAUUGUGUUACAGAUGUAAAAAAUAAGAUUGAAAUGCAAAUUGCGAUGGAAAAGGAAAGAGAAGUUGAAAUACAACAGUUAUACCAUGAAGAAGCAACUAGAGUUUUAAACAAGCGUUUAGAACAGUGGUCUUUAGAAGCUUUGGCAAGAGAUGAGAUAAUGACUGAUCUGUUCAAAACACUUGCAAAGGAAAUAAAUAAGAAAAUCGAAUAUAACUUUGAACAAGAAAAGAAGUAUCUUCGUUUGAAAGAAGAAUGGCUCAAAGAAAUCGAUGAAUUCAAUCAAAAGGCCAAACAAACUGUUAAAACAUUGGAAGAGAAGAAGCUGUGUUUCCUAGAUCGUUCGAAAAGACUGAGGGAAGAAUUGGAAACUUUGUCUACAGCUAGAUCUUCUAGACCAUCCAGUUCUCAUGGAAGAUAUCAAAUGGGAACUUCCUGAUUAACAUUGCCUUUGUAAGAGUUUAAGUGUGCCUUACCAUAUAUAUAUAUCAUGGAUAGAAAAAUAUAUUCAUUUUAAUAUCACUGCUUUGCUUUUAGCAUGGACUUUUAAAUACAUUAACCAUUAUUUAUUUUAAUCUUUUUGCAUUGUCACCAUUUUGUGAAAUUUUCAUGCUCAAAUUUUGUGUGAGAUAUUUUUGUUGCAAUGUUUCAUGUAUAUAGUAGCCUUUAAAAAUGUUUUCAAUUUUUAAAAUUAUUCUUUAAAUAAAUAUUCAUAUUUUUAUUGAUCUUAGCAGUUCUGUGAUAAUUUUAUAUUUGAUAUAUGGUUAAGAAUGUGAAUUGAUAGCAAAAAAAUAUUAUAUCUAAUGCACUGUGAUAAUUAGAGUUUUUGACUUUCCCAUUUCAUAAGCAAGUUGAUAUGGAGGAAGAAUCAAAAUUAAAAUCCCAAUUUCAAACCUUUACUAUAUAACCAACAGAUAUUUGUCAUUCUCAUUUUAAAAAUAGAUACUCUUAGAGAUAAUGACACAGUUUCAUAGAAACACCGAUUUUGCAAUUUUUGGAAUUAAAUUUUGUUUUUUAAAACGAUUGAUUUUUUUUCAUGUAAUUACUCAAUAUUAAUAAUUUUACUAUCUUAGGCACUUUUUGUGUGAAUUUAUUUGUUUUGUUGCUCAAUUAAUUGUACUUAUUUUAUUUUUCGCUAUUGGUGUCUAGCACAAUUCAUUAUUUUAUGAAAUUCAGCUUUUUUUACUGCAAGUCUCUGUCCUGUCUAGGUAUAAUGUAUUCAAGUUUUAAAUGCAGGCAUUAUAAUUAUUGAAUAUGUGCUCGUUUAUUAUAUGGCAUACAUAAAGUCUUUAGUGUGGUCCUUGCCAAACUCUUUGUAGUAGACCUGUGUGGAUGCUGUCAUUAGUAGAGCAGGCUAUGAAAUUCAAGAUAACCAUUGACAAUAAAAGUACUAUUUCAGUAGCAAAUAAUCAUAUUGUUGGAUUGAUAGAGGUGGAAAGAGAGAGAAAACUGUUAACUUGACCACUACAGUAUUUAAAAACUGCAGUCCAUGCUAGGUUGUUUUUUUUUUUUGGGGGGGGGGGCAUAUGAAAGUUGCUAUUACCAAUAUUCACAAAAUGCUCCAGAGAUUUGGCGAUAAUUGCAUUAGAGAUUUAGUAUCUGGUAUUAAAAGCUGUAUAUUCAAUAUUUGUGAUAGUUGCAUUCAAAACUUCAAAAUAUUGCUUAUGGAAAUAUGUAUCUUUAAAAUAAAUAUAGUAAAUACGGAGGAUUUAUUUUGACUCACUGUGUUAUCAGAUUCUAUAACAAAAAAUUUUCUAGUUUGGAAAAGUCAAUAUUAUGAUUUAUUUCAUGUAUAAUAUUUAAAAU